ACCAGCAACGUCUCCGUCCGGUCCCCCAAAUUAGUUCAGGCUCGAUCGGCAACUUGGAGUGAGGUAGCCGUCCAUCGAUCGACAAGUGUGUGUAUUGGUACUACAAUAGCAGAUCGCCUGCUUGAUCGUCCGUCCCCACAGCUCGACCAUGGUGUGGAGGGAGAGCUUCCUGGACCUGAUCCUCAUCCCGCUCAGCCUGCUCCUCCCCAUGCUCUACCGCGCCGUCCGCCGCCACCCCCUCUCCACCGCCUUUGGCAUCUAUUCCACCAGCCGCCGCGUCUGGAUCUCCGGCAUGAUGAAGGACAACGACGAUAAGAAGGGCGUGCUGGUGGUGCAGUCCUUCCGGAACGUGAUCAUGGGGUCCACGCUCAUGGCCACCACGGCGGUGCUCUUCUGCACGGGCAUCGCCGCCGUGCUCAGCAGCACCUACGCCAUCAAGAAACCUUUGAGCGACGCCGUCUUCGGCGCACACGGAGAGUACAUGAUGGCGCUCAAGUACGUGGCGAUGCUGCUGCUCUUCCUCUUCGCCUUCCUCUGCCACUCCCUCACCAUCUGCUUCCUCAACCAAGCAAGCUUCCUCAUCAACACUUCCUCGCUCUCCGGCGGCGGGGGCAACCUCGUCACGGGCGACUUGGUCGCCGAGAUCCUCGAGCGAGGGUUCACGCUCAACUUCGUCGGCAACAGACUCUUCUAUGCCGGGGUGCCGCUGCUGCUCUGGAUCUUCGGCCCGCUGCUGGCCUUCCUCUCGUCCCUUGUCAUGAUCCCGAUACUCUACAACCUCGACGUUGUCAACGUUUCCACCGGCGCCGGCGGCAAAGGAGAACAUAGCAGCGGCUGCGUCAAUGCCAAUAAGAAGGCCGAGAACAACGGGAACGGAUGCAUGCAUGUGUAAAAUCAACCGAGCCAACAAGCUAGCAAGUGCGGUUCGAUUAGCGGAGGAGGAAAUUAAAGGUGUUUUCAUCAGUUAUUUGAUCCGUCCCUCCUAACAUUUUUAUAGCAAAAGUCUUUUUUUUUUUUGAUAAAACAGUUUUCUACUUACUCCAUCCAUAAAUGGAUGCCUCAAAUUUAUCAAAAUUUGGAUUAUCUAAACCUGAUUUAGUAUAAUCAUACAUCCAGAUUUUGAUAAAGUUAAGAAAUACUUUUAUAGAGAGAGGAAGUACUUUGUUUUUGUAGAACAAUUCUUGUACAUUCAAGCAUGGGCCGCGACCAGCAGGGACCAUUUCAUUGCACUAUAGUUAAACACUCUUAUUUGAGUUUUUUUUUUUUUUUUUUUUUUUUUGCGGGAUAAGCAAUCUUCUUUGAACUGGGAGGCCCACGGUUCACAGGCGCGGCUGCCCUGGUGCACAAUGAGUCUCAGCCUGGUCCAUCCAUCCUAGUAGAUCCCAGUACGUGUGGUGUAAGCUAGACCUAUUGAAUGCACACUGGAAAAAAUAAUGCUACUUGUGGAAUUAUUUUGUGAAAGCUGAUGUGAGGGUCAGUGCAAUUUGAUAUGUGAACUUAUACGUGUUUGUUAACAAUUUA
This is a messenger RNA of Lolium perenne, 1521 nucleotides long. RefSeq lists its product as uncharacterized. Lineage: Eukaryota; Viridiplantae; Streptophyta; Magnoliopsida; Poales; Poaceae. The record is from RefSeq and is a predicted model, not a curated record.